Didymodactylos carnosus is the source of this 1215-nucleotide messenger RNA. The record is from the annotation of a GenBank genome assembly. NCBI's taxonomy places the organism in Eukaryota, Metazoa, Rotifera, Eurotatoria, Philodinida, Philodinidae.
AUGCAGACAAAUUCGUCCUUGACGACGGUUUUAGUCAUUGGUGGUGGCAUUGCUGGACCUGUUGUUAGUUUAUUUUUGAAAAAGCAUGGAUAUCAUCCAAUUUUAUUUGAAAAAGUUCAACAGCUUGCCGAUGUUGGAGCAUCACUUAAUUGUGCACCAAAUGGUUUGAAAGCGUUCUCUACUCUCAAUUUAUCUGAUGAUCUUAUAAAAUGUGGUGGUCUGAUAGAACUUAUAUCAUGGCGACAGUCAGACGGAACGAUUUUAGCUGAAAAUGACUUUCUUAAACAAGUUUCACAACGUUACGGUUUUCCGUUUGUUGGACUUAAACGUUCCAAAUUACUUGCUUUUCUACAUGCUCAAGUAGAAGGAGCGAACAUUGAAAAACAUAUGGGAAAGAAAUUAAUUAAUAUUGAACAAACGGAUUCCAGUGUGAUAGCAUAUUUUGAAGAUAAAACACAAUUUACUGGUAGUUUUUUAAUUGGAGCAGAUGGAUUACAUUCGACAGUGAGACAACUAUUAUUUGGUAAAGAUACGGUGAAUUAUACAGGAGUAACAGAAAUUAUUGGUGUAUCAACAAGGCCAACAGGACUGUGUUCAGAAAAAGGUGUUCUUCUACAAAUUGCUGGUGUUGGCGGACAUAUUGUAUCCUAUCCAUUUUCAGAAACACAUUGUAUGUAUGCGUGUAGCUUAGAAGAGUCGGCAAAUCCUGAAUCAUGGAAAACAGUUUCUAUAGAAGAAAUGGAAGAAUUUAAAUGUAAAUCAAAAUUUUCACAAUGGACUGAACCUACUGUCAGACAUUUACUUCAGAAUACAGAAAAACUAAUGAAAAUUGGAAUUUAUGAUCGAGAUGAAUUGCCUAUAUGGUAUAAAGAACGUGUGAUUUUAAUUGGAGAUGCAGCACACGGCACAAGUCCACACGUAGGACAGGGAGGCAAUCUAGCAAUGGAAGAUGCAUAUUAUUUGACUAAAAUGUUACCAGCAUCCGGUGAAUCGUAUUCACUUUCAACAUCAACCUUGAAAACAAUUUUUCAACAAUUUACAGACCGUCGUCGUCCGAGAACAACAGAAAUCGUAAAGAGAGCUCGUAAAGAAGGUGAAGAUCGUGUAUUAAAUGACGUGACAGCAUGUAAAGCUCGUGAUGAAGCACGUCGGAAUUUAUUUAGUACACCUGCAAGUAUGGAAAUAGCUGAUCGUUUAUAUAAUAUUGAAUUGUAA